AUGCCAUGUGCCACUUCCUCAAGGACCCGUAUCUUCCAGCCGCAGCCCAUUUCUGCCGGGCUGGGGCUCAGCCCGGACGGGAGCCACAAAGAAGCUCAAGGGGGACCUCGCCCUCCCGCUGCCUUCGCCUCCCCGGGUCCGCGAAGGCCGAGCGGGGGUAGCGCAGGAAGCGCAGCGAUGCCAGCGGGGUGGAGGUGGCUGGAAGAGGGACCACUGCCAUCUGAUGCCAGCGGGGUGAAGGUGGCUGGAAGAGGGACCACUGCCAUCUUAAUGACACAGCACGGCCUCGCCCCCCGCCUCCCGGGCCACGCCGCGCGGCGAGGCCGGAGAGGCGGCUCAGACCCGGGCAGGGCGGGACCCCCGGCCCCCCGCAGCCCGCAGCCCAGCCUCGCCGAGUCGCUGGCGGGCACUGACCAGGAGCGGGACCCGCGCUCUCCCACGCCCGGUAUCUCCCGCACGCCCAUGCGAGCCGUGUCGAGUGACAGCGUGGACCGCCUGGUGAAGCAGCUCAGCGAGGCCUUCGGGGCCGAAGCCGCGGCCCCGGAGCCGGCGCCGCCGGGACCCGGGGCACCGCUCUGGGAACCCUCGCGUUAUCAAACCGAAAUUGUUUUCAGCCUGUAUUCAGAACCAAGAGUGAGCAAGCCCAUACGACCCAAGCCCAACAACAAAUUCAUGGCGACACCUGGAGGAACUGGCCGCUCUCCCCUCAGCAUUCUACGAGAUGAUAAUUCUCCCAGUGCUCCUGCCCCUCGCCAGGGCAAGAGGCACGUGUUGGGAGAGAACCUUGGAGAGAAGAAGGACGUGGAUCUGAGCAGGAGCCUUAAAUCUGGGAACUGUGCUUGGAGUGACUUGAACAAAGAGAACCAACAGUGUCCUUUUGUGGAGAACUAAACAUUUUUCAGGAUCUUCCUAUAAUUUGCUCCUAUGUUUUCAGAAUUUUCUGGUGGGGAGAAAUCCUACAAUAGACUGAAACCCCAAAGCAGUGGUCACAUUUUUCACCUAUCCCUACUGGGGAAAGAUCUCUCCCUCCUCUUCCUAGUUUGUCAUGUUUUAUGUCCAGCACAGACUUUGUGUCUUUUAUUGUAUAUCAUCUGUAUUGAUUUUUCCAUAGAGUUUUUAUCUCUAGUAAAUAAAUUUGUG
Molecule: messenger RNA, 1140 nt
Organism: Ficedula albicollis (Collared flycatcher)
Lineage: Eukaryota; Metazoa; Chordata; Aves; Passeriformes; Muscicapidae
Gene: CDCA3
Product: cell division cycle associated 3
Exons: 6
Coding region: 1-891 (296 amino acids)
Source: RefSeq, a predicted model, not a curated record